AUGAAGUCUAAAAGGGCACUGAUUUGGAUUAAAAAAACAGCUCAAGAAAAACAAAAUGUUAGUGAAUAAAUGAAAAUGAUUGAUUCAAAUUUUGAAUCAAAAGUUAUUGAAAACUAACCAAUCAAAAUGAAUCUAUUAUAUUAUGAUAUCUUACUUAACAAUGGUUUAGUCUUGAAAUAAUCAUUUUUAUAACCACCAGAACCUCACAUCUAUCUAAUGCUUAAUUAUUACAAAUGA
This is a messenger RNA of Paramecium primaurelia, 237 nucleotides long. Lineage: Eukaryota; Ciliophora; Oligohymenophorea; Peniculida; Parameciidae. The record is from the annotation of a GenBank genome assembly.